This is a messenger RNA of Petromyzon marinus (sea lamprey), 2502 nucleotides long. NCBI's taxonomy places the organism in Eukaryota, Metazoa, Chordata, Hyperoartia, Petromyzontiformes, Petromyzontidae. The record is from RefSeq and is a predicted model, not a curated record.
UAAGCCGCAAAUCUUAUUUUUUUAUUCUCUCUCUCUGAGUAAAGGUGUAAAAAAAAUUAGUUUACAGCGACGUUGAAACUUAUUUCUUAUAAGUAAAAAAAAACAUAAAACUGUCGAGAUUCGAGCGAAUAAAAAAUAAAAUUGUGUCCCCUACACCCACGGACGCAGAAAGCGAAGGCGGCGCUCGCCAUUUUACAAUCGCGUUUUUCACCACACAGCGGCGGCGGCGGCGCAGCGUUUUGACCCUCGCGCGGCCACCGUCUCGGCCUUACCCACCCAUCAACCGCCACUCAAUGGCUGCCGAUACGACAGCGGGGAUGUCCCCGCAGAAGUUCUCGGCGGUGUUUGUGGCGGCGUUCUCGCUCCUGGUGGGGCUGCCGGUGUGGUGGAGAACCACGGCGGUGACGCGGACGGCGCUGCCACACGCCGACAUCGCCCGGCUAGACCACGCCAAGGUGGAGUUGCUGGUUCCCAUCGAGGUCGUGGUGACGGCUCAGGCUCUCUCCGCUGCUGGCCUGGACCAGGCCACCUUCGCCGCUCAGCUCAUUCCGGACCAGCAUCGUGUUGGUGGGUGGGUGGGGGAGCGGAGGGACGACGGUGGGGACGAUGACGACGUUGACGAGGAGGAGGAGGAGGAGGGGGACGUAGCAGUGCAGUACAACUACCGCGCUCGGGAAGCCUCCAGUGAGGAGGAGGAGAUCCUCCGUCACCUCUCCAUGGACUCCGCUACCCUUGCUGCUGCCGACGAUGGAAUCUCGGCUCUGCCCUCCGCCAACCUCCCGGGAACCCUCAGCCUCUACAUCCUCCACGACAACCGGCGGCAACAACAUCAACAACAACAACAACAGGAGCCACAACAACAACAUGAAGAUGAUGAUGGUGGUGGUGGCGGUGGUGGUGUCGCAGCAACAGCGACGCCACCUCAUCGUCCAGAAGUCCCGGCGUUUUCCUCCACCUCCUCGUCCACCUCCUCCUCCUCCUUCAGCGUGAUCCCCGGGCGACACCGAUCGGCGUUUCUUCUCCUCCGCUGCGGUGAUGGCGGCGGCGGCGACGACGAUGAUGAUGAUGAUGUUGGUUGUGGCGGCCGUGGCAGGCGGGCCGUGCACCAGGCCGUGGCGAGGAUGGCGCCCGGCGUGGCGGCGAUCGCCGCCGCGACGAGGACGCACGGCAAGGAGGGGCGUCAUGGCCACCAGCAGCAACAGCAGCAGCACCAGCAGCACCAGCAGCAGCACCAGCAGCAGCACCACCAGCACCAGCAGCAGUACCCCCAGCAGCAGCAGCAGCAGACGAGAGGCGGCAGAGAGAGAGCACAGGAGGAGGCACGGAGUAUGAGAGCCCUCCCUUCCAGCCUCGGCUAUGAGUUGACCUUCACGCUGCUGAAUCCAGACCCGAGGCGUCUGGAGGUGUCCUGGGACAUGGCGGCCGCGGUCGAGGCUCACCUGAGGCCCUUUCUCGACAAAGUCACUCACCUGGCGGACUUCACCGUCAGCUCACAGGUUCUGCACUACGCAGGGCUGGGAGUGCGGCCCAGGUUGCACCGCGAGAGUGGAGCCUUCCUCUUGCCUGAGAGCAGCCUCCCUCACCUCAUUAACCCCAUGGAGGCCAGGCUGGGCUCCCCGGCAUCUCCGAUGCCCGUGCUGCACUUCCUGCUCUACGUGACUGAGCCCUCAUUCACUCCCCUCCACCUCCUCACCACGGGGGGCCGCGUGGCCCCCCACAACGCCUUCCUCAUCCCCAGAUGGGGAGGCAUCAUGAUCUUCAACCCAGAUUUGUCUAACAGCAGCCACUCACAGCUGCCAAUUCCAGUGCGGUUGGACACUCACCACAUUAUGGAGGUGUUCAUCACUCAACUACGGGCCUUGCUUGGGGUGCGUGGAACAGCCCCCACGGCCGUGACCUCCGCCCCCGUGACCUCCGCCCCCGUGACCUCCGCCCCCACGGCCGUGACCUCCGCCCCCGUGACCUCCGCCCCCGUGACCCCGGCGCCUCUGGCGGGCUGGGAGCUGGACGAGCUGGCGUGGAGGCGUUGUGCCGAGCUGCUGGCUGGAGCCACGGGUGGACUGGCGUCUCUCGCCCAGCUGCUUGGCGAGAUCCACAACAUCGUCAUAGCACUGCCUGUCGCUCACCAGGUGGAGGUCGCUGUGCGUAGCUCCUGGGCCUCCCUGGCCGACCUCAGAGAGGGCCGCUUGGAGGCUGCCCUGGGCCACGCCGGCUGUGCUUGCAGGGCCUCAGAGGCGGCCUUCUACGAUCCCUCGCUGCUCGCUCUGCUGUACUUCCCCGACGACCAGAAGUUCGCCAUCUACAUUCCACUCUUCCUGCCCGUCGCCAUCCCCGUCCUGCUCGCACUCUGGAGGCACCUCGGGGCCCCCGGGGCAUAGCCGGGGGGGGGCCCUGAGGGCACCCAGGGCAUAGCCGGGGGGCCCUGAGGGCACCCAGGGCAUAGCCGGGAGGCCCUGAGGGCACCGGGGGGCCCUGAGGGCACCCGGGGGCUUAGCCGGGGCC